Molecule: messenger RNA, 417 nt
Organism: Molossus molossus (Pallas's mastiff bat)
Lineage: Eukaryota; Metazoa; Chordata; Mammalia; Chiroptera; Molossidae
Product: thyrotropin subunit beta-like
Exons: 1
Coding region: 1-417 (138 amino acids)
Biological process (GO): G protein-coupled receptor signaling pathway
Cellular component (GO): extracellular region; cytoplasm
Molecular function (GO): hormone activity
Source: RefSeq, a predicted model, not a curated record
AUGACUGCUAUCUUCCUGGUGUCCAUGCUUUCUGGCCUUGCUUGUGCACAAGCAACAUCUUUUUGUAUUCCAACUGAGUAUAUGAUGCAUGUCGGAAGGAAAGAGUACGAUUAUUGCCUAACCAUCAACACUACCAUCUGUGCUGGAUAUUGUAUGACACAGGAUAUCAAUGGCAAGCUGUUUCUUCCCAAAUAUGCUCUGUCCCAGGAUAUUUGUACAUAUAGAGACUUCAUGUAUAAGACUGUAAAAAUACCAGGAUGCCCACGCCAUGUUAGUCCUUAUUUCUCCUAUCCUAUAGCUGUAAGCUGUAAGUGUGGCAAGUGUAAUACUGACUAUAGUGACUGUAUACAUGAGGUCAUCAAGACAAACUAUUGUACCAAACCUCAGCAGUCCUACAUGGUGGGAUUUUCUAUCUAA